This is a messenger RNA of Chlorella variabilis, 1902 nucleotides long. RefSeq lists its product as hypothetical. The record is from RefSeq and is a predicted model, not a curated record. The transcript is spliced from 17 exons. Bases 94 to 1902 code for a protein of 602 amino acids. Gene Ontology annotation, molecular function: protein binding; peptidyl-prolyl cis-trans isomerase activity. Lineage: Eukaryota; Viridiplantae; Chlorophyta; Trebouxiophyceae; Chlorellales; Chlorellaceae.
CUCCUCCCCGGCUUGACGCCAGUCUGCAACAGCCCGCAGGCCAUCCGCCUUCCCUCCCGAUCGCGAAGCUUGGCAGCAGGCCAAACCAGCUCGAUGGACGAGCACUUUGAGACUGCGACGGAAUUGAUGUCCAAGGCCGCAGUCGGCGAUGGCGCCGAUUUCGAGGACGAAUUCUCCCAGCCCGACGCCCCCGGCAAGAUUGUGCAGAUCACGGAAGAUGGCGGGGUGAAGAAGGAGGUCCUCCAGCCCGGCACGGGCUGGGAGGAGCCUGAGGCCGGCGACAAAGUGCGGGUCCACUAUGUGGGCACCCUGGAGGACGGCACCAAGUUCGAUUCCUCGCGGGACCGGGACGAGCCCUUUGAGUUUGACCUGGGGCAGGGCAGCGUGAUCAAGGGGUGGGACCUGGGUGUGGCCACGAUGAAGAAGGGGGAGGUCUCCAAGCUGACCAUCACAGCCGAGUACGGCUACGGCGCCAGCGGCUCGCCGCCCACCAUCCCCGGCGGCGCCACCCUGAUUUUCGAGGUGGAGCUCCUGGAUUGGAAGAGCGUCAAGGACAUUGCCGGGGACGGCGGCGUGAUCAAGACGGUGGUCCAGGAGGGAGCGGGGUGGGCCAAGCCGCAGGCACGGGAUGAGGUGUGCGUGAGGUUCAGCGCCAGGGUGCAGGGCGCAGACGCCCCCUUCUACUCCACCCCCGAGGAGGGCGAGGAGUUUUGCCUCACCGACACCCACUUUUGCCGCGCCAUCGGCACAGCCGCGGCAACCAUGAAGAAGAAUGAGGAGGUGAAGCUAGUGGUGAAGCCAGAGUACGGGUUUGGCGCUGAUGGCCGGGGCGCCGAGGUGCCACCUGGCGCCACUCUGGAGGUGGACCUCACCCUGCUGGGCUGGAAGAAGGUGGAGAAGGUCACAGAUGAUGGGCUGGUGAUGAAGAAGACGCUGGCGGACACAGAGGACUGGAAGCGCCCAAAUGCUGGCUCCCAGGUGACCCUCACCUACGCCGCCCGCCUGCCCGACGGCACCGUGUUUGACGAGCGCACAGCAGACGCGCCGCUGCAGUUCACCACAGACGAAGACCAGGCGCCGUGCGACGGCCUGGAGCUGGCUGUGAUGAAGAUGAAGGAAGGGGAGCGGGCGCUGGUGACGGUGGCCCCGCAAUACGCCUUUGGCGACCAGGGCUCGGCGCAGCCGCAGGCGCAGGUGCCUCCCGGCAGCAGCGUGGAAUAUGAUGUCACUCUCACCAGCUUUGUCAAGGCCAAGGACAGCUGGGAGAUGGAAGUCGGCGAGAAGCUGGCCGCCGCGGUGGUGGCCAAGGACAAGGGCAACGCGGCGUUCAAGGCGGGGCAGUACAGCCGGGCGGUACAGCGGUACAACAAGGCCCAGGAAAUCAUCGAGUUUGACGAGGGCUUUAGCGCCGAGGACAAGCAGGCGGCCAAGGCGGUGAAGAAGAGCUGCAGUCUGAACCUGGCGGCGGCCCACCUCAAGCUGGGCAACCCGGUAGAGGCCCGCAAGGCGGCGGACAAGGUGCUGGAGGCCGAUGGCUCCAACCCCAAGGCGCUCUACCGCCGUGCCCAGGCCUGGCUGGCCACCGCCGACUUCACAGAGGCGGAGCUGGACAUCCGGAGGGGCCUGGCAGAGGACCCGGCCAGCUCCGACUUCAAGCUGCUGCUGAAGAAGUUCAAGCAGCAGCAGGCGAGCGCGGGCAAGAAGGAGGCGAGCCUGUACUCUGGCAUGAUGCGGGCGCUGGGGCGGCCCGGCGGCGCCACCAAGGCGGCCGCGGCGGGCGGCGCCGGGGAUGGCGGCGCCGGGGGCGACCCGGCGCCCGCCGCCGAGAACGAGGCGGCCGCCGCCAACGGGGACGGCGGCGGCGCGGCGGCGGCGGCGGCAGAACCGAUGGAGCAGCCUUGA